Messenger RNA from Cryptomeria japonica (Japanese cedar), 2382 nucleotides. RefSeq names its product probable serine/threonine-protein kinase PBL7. The transcript is spliced from 5 exons. The coding region runs from base 249 to 1568 and encodes 439 amino acids. The record is from RefSeq and is a predicted model, not a curated record. Lineage: Eukaryota; Viridiplantae; Streptophyta; Pinopsida; Cupressales; Cupressaceae. Gene Ontology annotation, molecular function: ATP binding; protein kinase activity. Gene Ontology annotation, biological process: protein phosphorylation.
GACGGUCUUUGUUUCCUGAUUCGUUGCCUCUUCGACAACACCGCCUUACCCAAAACCGGUAUUACUGCCAAUGAAAGCAGCUAGUGAUAUACUGCGGAUUUUUCUUUUCCUUUUCGGAUCUUUAGUUUUCAUCUGUGCAAGUUUAGAAAAUCCUCUCACAUUUUCUCAAUGAGUCAUCCCAUAGGGGUUUGAUUCUGGUGGUGAGGAAGAAAGGGGGAUAAAUUAUUGGAUAGGAAUUUUGCAGAGAAAUGGGCUGGUUUUCAUGCUACGGAUCUUUCAAGGAAGACAAGAAAUUGAAACCCCUGAACAGGGAGAGCAAGGAAGGGGUCUCAUCUGCUUAUCAACAAGUGACGCAAGAGAAACCUAAGGCGAAGGCUUCUGCGGAAAUCAGAAAAGAGGGCUCGAAAGAUGGAUCGCAGCAGCAUAUAGCGGCGCAAACAUUUACUUUCCGGGAGCUCGCAGCGGCGACCAAGAAUUUUAGGGCGGAGUGUCUUUUAGGCGAAGGAGGGUUUGGGAGAGUUUACAUGGGUCGCCUUGAAACCACAGGCCAAGUUGUUGCUGUCAAGCAACUUGACAGAAAUGGGCUUCAAGGAAACAGAGAAUUUCUUGUUGAAGUUUUAAUGCUAAGCCUUCUUCAUCAUGACAAUCUUGUUAACCUUAUUGGCUAUUGUGCUGAUGGUGACCAAAGACUUUUAGUCUAUGAGUAUAUGCCAUUGGGGUCACUGGAAGAUCAUCUGCAUGAUCUUCCACCAGACAAGGAGCCCUUGGAUUGGAAAACUAGAAUGAAAAUUGCUGCAGGUGCUGCUAAAGGGUUGGAGUACUUGCAUGACAAAGCCAACCCACCAGUGAUUUAUCGAGAUUUGAAAUGCUCCAAUAUCUUACUAGAUGAGGGAUAUCAUGCCAAAUUAUCUGAUUUUGGUUUAGCCAAACUUGGUCCUGUGGGGGACAAGACUCAUGUUUCUACUCGUGUAAUGGGAACAUAUGGAUAUUGUGCACCAGAAUAUGCGAUGACUGGUCAAUUGACAAUAAAAUCAGAUGUGUACAGUUUUGGGGUCGUUUUAUUGGAAUUAAUCACUGGUAGGAAAGCUAUUGAUAAUUCAAAGUCAGCUGGGGAGCACAAUCUUGUUGCUUGGGCACGUCCAUUGUUCAAGGACCGGAGGAAGUUUCCACAGAUGGCUGACCCAUUGCUCCAAGGGCAUUAUCCUAUGAGAGGCUUGUAUCAAGCACUUGCUGUUGCAGCAAUGUGUGUUCAGGAGCAAGCUACAAUGCGUCCACUGAUUGCUGAUGUAGUGACUGCUCUCACCUAUCUUGCAUCACAGACAUAUGAUCCUGUUACAAAUCCAGUGCAAAGUACACGUCUUUCUCCUCCCACACCUCCUCGAGGAAAAAAGGAUAAUGAGAAGAAGCUGAGCGGUGGAUCUGAUAAAAAAAAUGCCAGAGUUAAUAGCCGUGUAGGUAUUGGUUCUCCAUCUAUACAUGCACAGGGUUCUCCAGAUCAAAAUUCACCAGCACGUGAAGCGAAAACGUGGAAAGAAAGUAGGAGUGAAAGGAAGCGGAAUAAUACUUAGCAUUCUGUGGUUGGGAUUGGCUGAAGAUUCUGAGUUGUAUUUCAAAUUCUUGUAUAGUUUUCUUCUUGUCACUUUCAGGUGUGCAUGUCGGCAGUUUCUGUGUUUGGUUCAGAAACAGUGCAAUCCAUGAGUAUACUCUUGUUUUGUUUGCAAUGAGCUCCUGUUCUUGGUUGCAAAUUUCAUUUCUUGUGCCCAAAUUUCAAAGGAACCAUACUUGUGUAGAAGUACUUUUUCAAGCAGAGGCAGAAGCUGAAGGAAAGAUUUUGAGGUUGUGCAGUUCUGUGCUUGGAGAGAUGGAUGGAAUCUGAUCAGGUGAUUAUGCUACUUAAAAAAAUCUCUCUAGUAGAGCCACUUGAAUGACUUUAUACUGGCUCAUGGGAUGACUAUAAUAGAUAAUUAGUCAAUACAGGACAUCCUAUCUUGCCACAGUUGAACUGGAAGAAUUCAGCUUCUUCCCAUCUCUGGCUGUACUGUUUCCUUUCUGUAGAGGUCACUCUUUCUAUGUACAUGCGAGCAUCCUGGAGGAUUGUAUUUUGUUUUGGGCAUUAUUUUCCUCCGAGAUAUAUACUUUUCAAUCCUUACAUAGUGGAACCCAUAUUCCAUUUAUGAUAUUAUAUGGAUUUCUCAAUCUUUCUCUUUACCUUGCUGGUUUUAGUACCCUAUUGCAGGGCUGCAGGUUGAUGUGAUAACUUGAAGCCCUACCAUAUGAUUCAGGUAACAUGAACCUGCCUAGAGUUAUCUGUGUGUGUGCACAUAUAUGAAAUUGUUGAACUUCAAAGGUACGAUAUUAACACUGAUCCCCAUUUUUUUGUUA